AUGGGUUCCAACAGCCCCCCCGUCGACACCAUCGCCGCCACGUCCACCGCCGCCACCAACAUCACUCCCGCCGCCGCCGCCAACGGAGACCAGGCCGCCGCCGUCCCCACGGGCCUCGACCUCCUGCCUGCUACUUUGGCGGACCUCGCCGACAGCCUCCGCGCCAUCCGCUUCGAGCUCGCGGAGAUCAGGGCCGGCCAGCACCCGCCGCCCCCACCGUCCGCCGUUCCGCCGCCGCCCCCACCGACCGCGGUUCCGCCGCCGCCGCCACCGGCCGCCGCUACGCCGCCGCCCCCACCGACCGCCGCUACGCCGCCGCCCCCACCGCCCGCCUCCGCUGCCAGCCAGGGCCGGCCCGCGUGGUGGCCGCCGUCGCCCUCGCCGAUUCCCACGUGGACCGACGCGGCGCCCGUCUACACCCAUACUGCGCCGCGGACGACGGUCCAGCCGCCCGCCCAUCGCCCUGGCGGUCCUGGCGGGUUUGCGGGGCCCUUCGCCGCAAGCACGUCCGUCAACCCAAGCCGCCAGGCGGACACCCCCGAGGUCCCGCCCGUGGCACCGCAGCCGCCCUGCUUCACGAAGCUGGAGUUCGCCACCUACGAUGGCGCCACCGACCCCCUGAACUGGCUGAACCAGUGUGAGUAG
Messenger RNA from Lolium perenne, 645 nucleotides. The record is from RefSeq and is a predicted model, not a curated record. NCBI's taxonomy places the organism in Eukaryota, Viridiplantae, Streptophyta, Magnoliopsida, Poales, Poaceae.